This is a messenger RNA of Microthlaspi erraticum, 1293 nucleotides long. NCBI's taxonomy places the organism in Eukaryota, Viridiplantae, Streptophyta, Magnoliopsida, Brassicales, Brassicaceae. The record is from the annotation of a GenBank genome assembly.
AUGGAUAAAAACGGCAUCAUAUUGAUGAAAAAGUACGAAUUGGGUCGUCUUCUAGGUCAAGGCACAUUUGCGAAAGUGUACCACGCACGCAACCUAAAAACAGGAGAAAGCGUAGCGAUCAAGGUAAUCGACAAACAAAAAAUUUCGAAAGGCGGAUUAAUCGAUCAAAUCAAGAGAGAAAUCUCUGUGAUGCGUCUGGUACGUCACCCAAACGUUGUCUUCCUCCACGAAGUCAUGGCGAGCAAAACCAAGAUCUACUUCGUCAUGGAAUACGUUAAAGGUGGUGAGCUUUUCGAUAAAGUCUCUAAAGGAAAGCUUAAAGAAGAUAUUGCUCGAAAAUAUUUCCAGCAACUGAUCGGAGCAAUUGAUUAUUGCCAUAGUCGCGGAGUUUACCACCGCGAUCUCAAACCGGAAAAUCUGCUUCUAGACGAAAAUGGUGAUUUGAAAAUAUCUGAUUUCGGGCUUAGCGCGUUGAGAGAGUCAAGAAAACAAGAUGGCUUGCUUCACACGACAUGUGGUACACCUGCAUAUGUGGCGCCUGAAGUGAUCGGCCAGAAAGGUUACGAUGGAGCUAAAGCCGAUGUUUGGUCUUGUGGGGUUGUGUUGUAUGUGUUAUUGGCUGGAUUUCUUCCGUUUCACGAACAAAAUCUUGUUGAAAUGUAUCGGAAGAUCACAAAAGGCGAAUUCAGAUGUCCUAAUUGGUUUCCUCCGGAGGUCAAGAAGCUACUGUCUCGGAUUCUUGAUCCUAACCCUAAUUCAAGAAUCAAGAUUGACAAAAUAUUGGAGAAUUCUUGGUUUCAAAAAGGUUUCAAGAAGAUCGAAACGCCUAAAACUCCCGACAGUAAUCAGAUCGAAUCGCUAAUAAGUGACGUGCACGCAGCCUUUAGUUUUCAACCGAUGUGUUACAACGCGUUUGACCUCAUCUCUUCGCUGUCUCAAGGAUUCGAUCUCUCAGGUUUGUUUGAGAAAGAAGAGAGAUCAGAGUCGAUGUUUACAACAAAGAAGGAAGCAAAAGAGAUAGUAGCAAAAUUCGAGGAGAUAGCUGCGAGUAGUGAAAGAUUCAGUUUGACAAAGAACAAUGUAGGAGUGAAGAUGGAAGAUAGAACAGAAGGAAGAAAAAGACAACUUGCGAUUGAUGUGAAAAUAUUUGAAGUGACAAAGAGUUUUCAUAUGGUUGAGUUUAAGAAAAGUGGAGGUGAUACAAUGGAGUAUAGGAAAUUUUGUGAGCUUGAGCUUAAGCCUUCUUUGGAAGAUAUUGUUUGGAAAUGGCAAGGAAACAACGACAAUAGCUAG